AUGCGGCGCAGCAUCAUAAAAACCCCUCAUUAUCAUUCUAUAUCCUCUCAUGCGUACCCGGAAUCAACCACCCAAAUGUGCAAUAUGUCGACCGCCAUUUGGAAUCCCGAUAUUAUUCUCCAAAUCAGCGACCCCUCAGGCCGAGGCAUGUUAUGCGUCGGUCUGGCGCGUCCCCACUCUCCCAGUGGACUCCGCGGUCGAUGUCGAUGUGAUGUCCCGUCUGCUAGGUAUAGGCAGAUCCUCUCUAUCUUAGACACUAUGUCCAGGACACCGCCUCAGUAUGUGACCAACAGGGAGCUUCGGUCUAUUGCUCGAUUGGGAUUGUGCGAUUGGCAUACUCACCAGGUGGAUGAGGUCGUGGCUAAUUGGGAGGAUAUCCUUGGAUGUGUCGAGAGUAUCAACGGGACGUACGAAGGACAACGAGAAGAAAUGAAUCAAGACUUGAAAGAACUGCAGGAAGACGUGGAUGAGUGUAGAAGAUUGCUUCUAGUCAAGGAGGAUUGUAAAGAUGCUCUUUCUGUGCUACUUCGUCGGCAUCUCAAUCGAAAUGCACGAUUGAAGAAGGAAUUAGUGGAGAGUCAAGCAACUUGUGCUCGGCUGCAGAAGGAUUUAGCGAGGGCCAAGGACCAAGUCGAGAAGAACCGUGGACUUUCUGCCGAGAACUCUCGUCUAUCAAAUUUACUCAAGAGAGCUGGAGAAGAACAAGAACGCUACAAGAACCAGGCAACCAACCUAAUUGCGGAAUGCGAGAAACUGCGCAUGCAGAGUGCGGAGUUACAGGCGGACGUCAACUCUGGGAAGGACAAGUAUAAAGAUUUGCAAGACAAGGAAGAGUCAGCAACUAGAGAGCUGAUCGCCGCGAGUACUGAACUGCAUGAAGCCCGGUCCGUCAAUCAGGGUUUGGAAAAUGAUAAGAAGGCCUUACAGUCCGAGAUCGACGUUCUCAAACGCGAGGUGAUCGAAUUGAAUGAUAACAAUACCUCCAUAUCCUCCCAGCUUGCAAGUACUGCAGCUUCUUUGCAGACAGUCACAAAGGAGCUGUCAGCCGCCCAUCAAACGAACACGGAGUUACGCAUUCGAAUCGACCGGCUAUCAACUCCAAUCUGGUACAGAUUGAUACAAUGGAUUAAGCAUAAAGUCGCGGGUCUUAUGAAUUUACGGAACGCUGGCAAAGAAGUCUCAGACGAGGAGGAGGAAAUGGCGCUGGCCCCAACCGGUUCACGCAGAGAUGCAGGACUGGCUUGA
This is a messenger RNA of Aspergillus fumigatus Af293, 1245 nucleotides long. RefSeq lists its product as uncharacterized. NCBI's taxonomy places the organism in Eukaryota, Fungi, Ascomycota, Eurotiomycetes, Eurotiales, Aspergillaceae. The record is from RefSeq and is a predicted model, not a curated record.